ACACUAGUCAAGCCGGACACUAGUGUUUACCUGACGGCCCUGUCGCAGCUUCCCCGGAUGACAACGUGGGGCUGCUGUGGGCGAUCUCGAAGAGGGGUUCUACUCACCGAAACUUUGUAGCUAGCUACUGGAUCUUUUUAACUUCAUGCCUGCCCUAUCGAGGUUUGGUAGGUACCUGACUUGUCUUUACCUCGAAACCAAAUAGGAUCCGUCCUUUUUUUCUGUUCUCAAUUUUCGGGGAACCUCCAAGUUUUCCUCUCGGUUCCCGUCCUCUUUCCUGCCAAAUUUGCCCUCGAACCCCGCCCCCCGCCCCCCGCCAAACCGCAACUCGACAAUGGCUUCCUACCCGCCCCUCGCCGAGCGCGAGAUCAAGAACACGAUCGUCCUCUUUGACGUCGAUGGCACUCUCACGCCCGCGCGUCUGUCGGCCUCCCCCGAGAUGCUCUCCCUGCUCUCGCGGCUCCGGCAAAAGGUGGCGAUCGGGUUCGUCGGGGGUUCGGACCUGGUCAAGCAGCAGGAGCAGCUGGGCGGGCCCGGCGUGGACGUGACGACGCUGUUUGACUUCUGCUUCGCCGAGAACGGGCUGACGGCGUACCGGCUGGGCGAGCCGCUGCCGUCCAACAGCUUCAUCAAGUGGAUCGGCGAGGACCAGUACAAGGAGCUCGUCCGCUUCAUCCUCCACUACAUUGCCGACCUCGAGAUCCCCGUCAAGCGCGGCACCUUUGUCGAGUUCCGCAACGGCAUGAUCAACGUCUCCCCCAUCGGCCGCAACGCCACCGUGAGCGAGCGCAACGAGUUCGAGAAGUACGACAAGGAGCACGGCGUCCGCAAGGCCUUUGUCGAGAAGCUGCGCGAGCGUUUUGGCCAUCUGGGCUUGACAUUCUCCAUUGGCGGGCAAAUCUCGUUCGAUGUCUUUCCUACCGGCUGGGACAAGACGUACUGUCUGCAGCACAUUGAGAACGAGGCGAAGCGGCCCGGUGGCGUCCAUUACACGACGAUCCACUUCUUCGGCGACAAGACGUUCGAGGGCGGCAACGACUACGAGAUCUACAACGACCCGCGCACCAUCGGCCAUUCGGUCACGGGACCUCAAGACACCAUAGACGAGCUCAAGAAGUUGUUUAACCUAUGAACGCGGGGCAGGGAAGCGACCUGUCUGGCCCUGGAUGCCUUGAUUGCAGCUGGACUGGGCUAUGAUUUCAAUCAUGGUGCAUCGGCGCGGACGGACCUGGGGGCGGGUGGUCGAUCUAAAGCGUCCUCGCGGAGACUAAUAAUAAUGUAGAUAGCAAGCACU
This is a messenger RNA of Thermothelomyces thermophilus ATCC 42464, 1294 nucleotides long. RefSeq lists its product as uncharacterized. The coding region runs from base 335 to 1132 and encodes 265 amino acids. Gene Ontology annotation, cellular component: cytosol. Lineage: Eukaryota; Fungi; Ascomycota; Sordariomycetes; Sordariales; Chaetomiaceae. The record is from RefSeq and is a predicted model, not a curated record. Gene Ontology annotation, biological process: protein N-linked glycosylation; GDP-mannose biosynthetic process; mannose metabolic process. The transcript has 3 exons. Gene Ontology annotation, molecular function: phosphomannomutase activity.